GCGGGCAAAGCGCGCUGCCUGGAUUUGGCGUUUGGAGGGAUGCUGCAGCGCUGUGCAAGGCAUUUGAAUUAGCUUUAGCAGAAGAGAAAUGGAGGAACCAUAGAAGAUUAAGGAUGAAUUCAGGAAGACCUGAGACCAUGGAAAACUUGCCUGCUCUCUAUACUAUUUUCCAAGGAGAGGUUGCUAUGGUGACAGACUAUGGAGCCUUUAUCAAAAUACCAGGCUGCCGGAAGCAAGGUCUGGUCCAUCGAACUCACAUGUCAUCAUGUCGUGUGGAUAAACCCUCUGAGAUUGUAGAUGUUGGAGAUAAAGUGUGGGUGAAGCUUAUUGGCCGAGAGAUGAAAAAUGACAGAAUAAAAGUAUCUCUCUCCAUGAAAGUUGUCAACCAAGGGACUGGAAAAGAUCUUGACCCCAACAAUGUUAUCAUUGAGCAAGAAGAGAGACGAAGGCGGUCCUUCCAGGAUUACACUGCACAGAAGAUCACCCUCGAGGCUGUCCUGAACACUACUUGCAAGAAGUGUGGUUGUAAAGGCCACUUUGCAAAGGAUUGUUUUAUGCAACCAGGAGGAACCAAAUACUCUCUGAUACCUGAUGAGGAAGAGGAGAAGGAAGAGGCAAAGUCAGCAGAGUUUGAAAAGCCUGACCCUACAAGGAAUUCUAGGAAAAGAAAGAAGGAAAAGAAGAAAAAGAAACACAGAGACAGAAAAUCAUCUGACUCUGACAGCUCAGACUCUGAGAGUGAUACAGGCAAGAGGGCAAGACACACAUCAAAAGACAGCAAGGCAGCAAAGAAGAAGAAAAAAAAGAAGAAGCACAAGAAGAAGCAUAAGGAAUGAUAAUAGAAAGAGGGGGUGGUUGAGAGAAGGGCCAGGAGUCUUAUGCCUUAAAGCCCUGGCUCCUUGAAAGCCUUGAUACUGAAGAAAU
This is a messenger RNA of Suncus etruscus (white-toothed pygmy shrew), 924 nucleotides long. RefSeq names its product zinc finger CCHC-type containing 17 (gene ZCCHC17). Gene Ontology annotation, biological process: RNA stabilization. The transcript has 8 exons. The record is from RefSeq and is a predicted model, not a curated record. Lineage: Eukaryota; Metazoa; Chordata; Mammalia; Eulipotyphla; Soricidae. Gene Ontology annotation, molecular function: RNA binding; zinc ion binding. The coding region runs from base 114 to 836 and encodes 240 amino acids.